Molecule: messenger RNA, 1031 nt
Organism: Raphanus sativus (radish)
Lineage: Eukaryota; Viridiplantae; Streptophyta; Magnoliopsida; Brassicales; Brassicaceae
Product: NADH dehydrogenase [ubiquinone] iron-sulfur protein 2-like
Biological process (GO): mitochondrial electron transport, NADH to ubiquinone
Molecular function (GO): NAD binding; NADH dehydrogenase (ubiquinone) activity; quinone binding
Source: RefSeq, a predicted model, not a curated record
AUGUACGAAGGCACCAGCGAUCCAGACAACCACGUUGCUCAGUACAAGCAGCGGAUGCUGGCUGUAGCAAUCCCUAGAGAAGCAAGGCAAGCUACUAUGUUCAAGAAAUUUGGAUCAACCCUGAACGGUCGUGCUCUUCAAUGGUAUAUCAACCUCCCCACUAAGUCCAUCAGGUCUUUUGCAGCCUUUAGCGACAAGUUUGUGGAGCAAAUCGCCAGUAGCCGUAAUUUGGAGAGAAACUCGGACGACCUUUACGAGAUUCUCCAGCAUAGGACCGAACUAUUUCGGUCUGGAUCAAAGGCAUCUCAUGAUCUUUGCUCAUCUCAACAAUCUGAAAUUCGGGUAUGCUGGGAUUCGCGAAGAGCAGCACCUUACGAUGUUCAUGACCAAUCGGAUCCUGACGUACCAGUAGGUACCAGAGGAGAUCGCUAUGAUCGUUACUGUAUCCGUAUCGAAGAGAUCCGACAAUGUCUUCGGAUCAUUGUGCAAUAUCUUAAUCAAAUGCCUAGUGGCAUGAUCAAAGCCGAUGAUCGUAAGCUAUGUCCUCCAUCACGAUGUCGAAUGAAACUAUCCAUGGAAUCGUGCAUUCACCAUUUCGAACUUUAUACAGAAGGUUUUUCCGCACCAGCUUCUUCUACCUAUACCGCAGUUGAAGCACCUAAAGGAGAAUUUGGUGUUUUUCUGGUCAGUAAUGGAAGCAAUCGUCCCUACCAUCGUAAAAUAAGAGAACCCGGCUCUGCCCAUUCACAAGGACACGAUUCUAUGUCCAAACAUCACAUGCCAGCAGAUGUGGUCACCAUCAUAGGUACUCAAGAUAUUGUGUUUGGAGAGGUGGAUAGAUAGGACGACUAGUUGCCAGGACCUUAGCUUUAUUGCGAGCCCAGAAGUCUCUCUUUUUUUCGGCCUUCAGGAACAGCCUUUAAGUAAAAUCCAACCUAAUAUCAUUCAUAUCCUUCUACAUAGAAGAAAGACACUCUAAGAUCCUUUUUCAAACCUGCUCCCAUUUAGAGUCAAGAGAUAGAUAAAUAGAC